This is a messenger RNA of Parathielavia appendiculata, 1128 nucleotides long. RefSeq names its product cysteine synthase. Bases 1 to 1128 code for a protein of 375 amino acids. The transcript is spliced from 2 exons. Lineage: Eukaryota; Fungi; Ascomycota; Sordariomycetes; Sordariales; Chaetomiaceae. Gene Ontology annotation, cellular component: cytoplasm. The record is from RefSeq and is a predicted model, not a curated record.
AUGUUCCGCCACGGCGCACGCAGUUUCGCGACAAGCGCAAAGCGCCUGGCAGUGGCAGCCGCCGCCGAGCCCACGCAGCACCUCAUCGCCGUGUCCAAGGCGCAGGGGAUCGCCAGAGGGCUAACAGGAGCCAUCGGCAACACCCCGCUCAUCCGCCUGAACCACCUCUCGGAACAGACAGGCUGCGAGAUCCUCGGCAAGGCCGAGUUUACCAACCCCGGCGGUUCCGUCAAGGACCGCGCAGCGCUCUACGUCGUGCGUGACGCCGAGGAGCGCGGCUUGCUCCGGCCCGGCGGCACCGUCGUCGAGGGCACGGCGGGCAACACGGGCAUCGGGCUGGCCCACGUGUGCCGCAGUAAGGGCUACAAGCUGGUCAUCUACAUGCCCGACACACAGUCGCAGGGCAAGAUUGAUCUGCUGCGGCUCCUGGGCGCCGAGGUGUACCCCGUACCCGCUGUCGCCUUCGACAACCCACAAAACUACAACCACCAGGCCCGGCGGCAUGCCGAGCGAUUGGAUAAUGCCGUGUGGACGAACCAGUUCGACAACACGGCGAAUCGCCGGGCGCACAUUGAGACGACCGGCCCCGAGAUAUGGCACCAGACGGGCGGGAAGGUGGACGCGUUUACCUGUUCCACCGGCACCGCGGGGACGUUGGCGGGGAUAACGCGGUAUCUGAAGGAGGUGUCUGGGGACAAGGUCAAGAGUUUCCUGGCGGACCCGCCGGGGAGCGUGCUGCACUCGUAUAUCAGCUCCGGGGGCAAGCUGAUUGAGAGGAGCGGAUCGAGCAUUACCGAAGGGAUUGGGCAGGGAAGGAUCACGGACAAUCUGAAGCCGGAUCUGGAACUGUUGGAUGGGUCGCUGCAUAUCAGCGACGAGAAGAGCAUCGAGAUGGUGUACAGGUGUUUGGACGAGGAGGGGUUGUACUUGGGCGCCAGCUCGGCGCUCAAUGUGGUAGCGGCCAAGGAAGUGGCGGAGAAGCUGGGCAAAGGGCACACGGUCGUGACGAUUCUCGCGGAUGGCGCGUACCGGUAUGCAGACAGGUUGUUCUCGAGGAAGUGGCUCGAGACCAAGAACCUGUUAUCGGCCAUCCCCGAGCAUCUGCAGAAGUACAUUGUCCUGCCAUAG